This is a messenger RNA of Scleropages formosus (Asian bonytongue), 6180 nucleotides long. It is a transcript of the gene pcmtd1, whose product is annotated as protein-L-isoaspartate (D-aspartate) O-methyltransferase domain containing 1. Bases 419 to 1495 code for a protein of 358 amino acids. Gene Ontology annotation, molecular function: protein-L-isoaspartate (D-aspartate) O-methyltransferase activity. NCBI's taxonomy places the organism in Eukaryota, Metazoa, Chordata, Actinopteri, Osteoglossiformes, Osteoglossidae. The record is from RefSeq and is a predicted model, not a curated record. The transcript has 6 exons. Gene Ontology annotation, cellular component: cytoplasm. Gene Ontology annotation, biological process: protein modification process.
GCCUCGCGCCCGACGCCCCCCGAACGCUGAAGGGGGGGGGGAGAGAGCGGUUGACACGUGACGCGUGUUUACAUGCACUCAGCUGUUCGUGCCGCGCGCGGCGCUCACGGGGACGAGCAGUAGCAAUAGCAGAAGCGGCAGCGCUCUUUAAAAACAAAAUGCAUGCGCGCGCCUGCGUCUUGUAAAUCCGGCGCACGAGCGCGGUGAAGCGGACCGAACCGAGGUGGGGGUUACUGCUGCGGUGGAGAGCGACUCCAGUCGCUCCUUUUCCUAGAUGAGCUGCGCUUGUGAUGAUCUGAUCUGACUCUGAGAAACUUCCUUUGCAUCUCAGCCACUCCUCCCCCGAACCCCCUGCCCAUGCAUUGAGGAGCAGUCAUCGAACAGUACACAGCGUGCACACCAAAGAUCUCCACCAGCCAUGGGGGGUGCUGUGAGCGCUGGCGAGGACAAUGACGACCUGAUCGACAACCUGAAAGAGGCGCAGUACAUUCGUACAGAGAAGGUGGAGCAGGCCUUCCGUGCCAUCGAUCGCGGAGACUACUACCUGGAGGGAUACAGGGACAAUGCCUACAAGGACCUGGCCUGGAAGCAUGGGAACAUACACCUGUCGGCACCCUGCAUUUACUCUGAGGUCAUGGAAGCUCUGAAGCUGCAGCAAGGACUCUCCUUCCUUAACCUAGGAAGUGGAACAGGGUAUCUGAGCACAAUGGUGGGCCUGAUCAUAGGUCCCUUUGGUGUGAAUCAUGGGGUAGAGCUGCACUCGGACGUGGUGGAGUACGCUAGAGAGAAGCUGGAGGACUUCAUUAAAAACAGCGACAGCUUCGAUAAGUUUGAGUUUUGUGAGCCGAACUUUGUGGUGGGGAACUGCUUGGAGAUCUCAUCCGACAGCCACCAGUACGAUCGUAUCUACUGCGGGGCAGGAGUGCAGAAGGAUCACGAAAACUACAUGAAAAUCCUACUCAAGGUCGGAGGCAUCCUUGUCAUGCCAAUCGAGGAUCAGCUGACGCAGAUCACUAGGACCGGCCAGAGCACGUGGGAGAGCAAGAAUAUCCUGGCUGUGUCUUUCGCACCCCUCGUACAGCAGAGUCGGACAGAUGGGAGCAAACCUAUCAAACUGCCCCCGAUUUCUGUGAGGACUCUCCAGGACCUUUCGCGGAUCUACAUCCGACGCACGCUGCGCACGCUGGUUGAGGAGGAGACACAGGGCCACAGCACUCCUCCGCGGGUGCAGCCAAAGCGCAAGCGCCGGCGCUACCGCCGCCGCCGCAUCAACACCUAUGUUUUCGUCGGCAACCAGCUGAUGCCCCAGCCUGCGGAGAGCGAGGAGGAUGAGCGCAUCGACGAAGAUGGCCGGGAGGAGGAGGAGAAGGACUGCGGUGAGCCGCUCAAGCAGGACGGGCACGAGCCGCAGCAGAACCUGCUGAGGAGCAAGAUUCUGACGUUGCCGCUGCCCGAGUCACUGAAGGCCUACCUGUUGUACUACCGAGAGAAAUGACGCUGCUCUCAGAGGCCGUAACGCACAUGCUUAGACUUUUUCUUUCUCCUUACUGCUUUCUUGAGAUGUAGCAUUGUUUUGAUUGAUUGAUCGAUCGAUCGAUUGGUGAACCUGCUUUGAAACAUGAGGCUGCCCAGCUGUCCUCACCAGUACUGUGCAGCACAUCACAACCUUGUGUUCUGAUUCCUUUUGUUGCAUUUCUUACUGAUGAAUCUAAAUGUACAAAAAACGCUUUCCAGAAACUAAGUAUGAGAGUGUAUUACUUGUGCAUUGUUUGCAUUGAAGGAAGAAAGCAGGUAAAACACACAUAUUCUGAUCUUCAGAUACACAAGUGAAAGCAAACGAGCCUUGGAUGUACAAGAAAUCUUAAAUUUGUAUACCUUUUAUGUUCUCUAAACAUUUAUUUAAAUCCUCCCUUUCUUGUGAGGAAGAAUGACAAAGGAAAAAAAAAGAUACUGUAUUUAGCCAUUUUUAUUAUUUUCUAAAAUACUCUUUAUUUUCUAUUAGAGGUUAUUAAGGCCUUGUGUAAAAUACCUUUAGAUUGUGGGUGUGUUUUUUUCUUCUGUUUCCAGAUGCACUUUUAUUCAAUUUAACUCUUGUAGAACAGAGAUCAGUCUGCAGAAAAUGUGAGUUAACGAACAAAUUUUUGUAUCAUGAAAAGAUUUGUCGGGUAACGUGGCGAUUGCAUAGCGGUUGCGGGACCUCCACUGAUUCCAGCUGGACUUUGCUCCCACACCAGGCGAUUGCUAAAGAGACCUUUGCUGGUUGGCAGGUUCAGGAAGGACGGUACCUGGGAUGUGUGACUGAAAUCUCUCUUUGCGUUCAGGCAAAGAGGUGUCCUUCUUUUGACCAAGGCCGUGGUGAGCAUAACAAACAGACUUGACGCUUUUACGUUCCUUAAGUGCUUUGAAAAGGUGGCAUGCGAGUGAUUCCUGAUCAUGUGCUUUUUAACGUUUAAAGUUUUAAAAGAAAGAAAGAAAAAAAAAAAAAAUUUACAUGGUGAAGGGAUGCCACUCAUUCACAACCAGCAUAUUAUUGCGUGAUCAUCGCUCCAGGUGUGUGUGUGUGUGUGUGUGUGUGUGUGUGUGUGUGUGUGUGUGUGUGUGUGUGUACACACGCACAAAGCGUUACCCUGCUGUCUUCAGUGGUCAUGUGACGUGAUCAGGGUGAGAGUUACAGACAUUUGCAGUGAUCUAGGGGUGUUUUGGGUUUUCACCUUGGGUUUAGCUUUCUUUCCUGUAGCAAUCAUGGUAACAUACAGGACCCCCCUUUGCAGCAGAGGAUCAGUGGAUCUCUGAGGUGUGCUCUCCCUCGAGAGAGAGAGAGCUGAAGAUGUCAAGCUAUUUAAUUUUAUGCUGAUGCUAAUUAAGACAUUUAAUAUUUUGAUGUGAAACUGAUGGGUGGUCCUUUUGAAGGUCAGGCUAUUUAAUGUUUGUGGCUUGCACAGUUUUUCCCCCUCCAUUUUUAUGAAACUCAAUUUUAGAGGCACUUCCCAGAGUUUUAUGAGUACCCUCUCAGAAGCUGAUCAGCCGAGCAUGUUAUGCAAAAACCAGGAAUUGGCCGAAAGAACUUGCUUUUGAAAAUUAUAAGCCACAAGUCAUUCUUUUCUUAACUUUUAGCCAAAGGGAAGUAGUCUUCAGCUCAUGUUAAGAUGACAGAUAUUUGAACUCGUGGUGAGCGAAGCCAUAUUCUACUCCCUGCUGAGCGAACCUGGAGCGGAUUGCGGCUCUUGUGUGCUUGACACCUUUACCUGGGAAACAUUCUCGAUUAUCUGCAGCGUUUGAUGCGUUUCAGAAUAUGCCAUUAGUGGACUGCAGUAUCUAAAUUUUUAGUUUAGAAAUCAAAAUGCAGCCUUUGUUGCGCUCUGGGUUGAUUUAUUGCAUUGAGGGUUUUGUUAAUAAUCCGCAACAAAAUGAGUACGUACUUGUUUGUUUUGGGGCCAAGUGCUGGAGAUGUCAAGUUACAGGAAGGACCCUGUUACUCUGAAGGGGCCAAAGGGCGCAGCUCUUGACUAGAGACCUGCUGAAGUCAGUGACCCAAAACUGUAUUUUUCUUCAUAUCGCAUAAAUAGACAUUUGAUUCUCUUAUCUCCCUGUAUAUAAAAUAUUGUCAGUGGAAUUUAGUUACUGUAAUACAGCACCAGGUAUAUCAUUUAAUUUGGACCGUGUUAAAUUAUGGAAAUAAGUUAAUUGGUGGCUUCCGUUAUUGAAGUUGUGUUUUAAGCAUGAUUUAUUUUUCCAGUGUCUUGCAUGAAAGUUGUCGUAGGGUUAUUUCUCGGUGGACACGACAUGUUGGCUGUGAUGCGAGGCACUCGCAGUUUGCGGACGUGAACUGGAAGCGAAAGACUCCAAAGGCACAGUUGUCUAAAAUGUUUUCUAAACUUUCCUCCUUACAGUAUGACUUAAUGACAUGCAAAAUUGUUUUUUGUCGUCUUUAACAGGCUGUUUACGUGGUUAAUCUGUUCUUAUUCAUCGAUUGCGGUAUUCAGUUCUUUGGUUUUGCCACUUUUAGCUGAGUUUGUCAGUCAGAUUUGAGCUGAAGGAAAUGAUUAGUUUCCAUGUAAAACAAUUUGACACCAGACAUCCUAAAGCUGCAGUAUUUCUCAAUAUCACUGAGGAAGUGGUGAUGUUAAGGGCUAUUUUUUUCUUUUUUUUUUUUCUUUUUUUUGCUCCUCAGUCAUGGUGUCGAUCGGUGCGACGGGAUGGCGGCUCUUCUGGCUCUUCUCUCCUGACAGUUUGGCCCUUUUGUUGGAUGUGCUGUCACUUGAACCCUGUUCACUUUCCCUGUAAUGAUAGUUCCAGGUUUAAUGCUUGCUCCUCCUGCUUUGCACAUGAUUGCAGUUUCCCGUUAUUUACCCGUUAUUUAUUGUUUCUGGUUUGUUCUUGUACUGUAGUUCUGUGCAGAUCACCACCGUAGUGGACUUGUAUCCUGGGACUUUGUCAAUUAAUAAACUUUGUCAAAUAAUUAGGUUUUCCUCUCCCCUAGUUUUUAAGUGUUUUUUUUUUUUUUUCUUUUUUCCCCCUUGUUGCUCCAGUAAAGGAUUUCUCACACAAGAUUAUACAUUUCCACAAAAUUUGAUAGUGACAACCUCUUUUCUUUUUUUUAAUGUGUCUUGUACUGUUAUCUUAUUUGUCACGAUGGUUUUUGAAAUGAUAAAACUUGUACAUUACAAAAUCUUACAAUGAGAUGGAGAUUCCUUAUGGCUAACUUUAUAAAUAUCCAAUAAAAUAUCUUUUCUAAAUUCCAAUACCAGACCUCUGCCCUGCCGACCCCAAACUGCAUUUGAAUUGUGGAUCUGAUAUAAUCAUAAUCCAGGCUCUGCAGUACUAUAUAUAGAAAAUUAUUUGUGGUCUCAAGUAAAGCUAUAAAUUAUUGAAGUUUACACCUCUGUAGCGUUUGUACCGCUGCACCACCUGAUGCGGUUAAAGAUCUGACUCCUCAAGGCCACCAGAAGAUUCUUUAAACUUCUCAUCUGGUAUUCUCUAACUUUCAUUACUGGAACAGUGCCCUGCUGUAGGGCAGUGGUUAGAGCUACUGCCUUGCACUCAAAUGACCUGGGUUUGAAUCCCAGUGUAGUACGAAAAAUUAGGCAGUUUGCACAGAAGUGUCAGUGAUUCGGUAAAUAGAACUGUUCACAAGGACAUGGCGAAAAGGACGGUUCCUUUACUACAUCACCCCUUUCCCCAAUAUUUCCAUCACUGAAUGCUGAAAAUAUACCUGAGUAUUUUUUCAUCAUGUUCAUGUUUAAAGAUUCAGCCUAAAUGACACCUGAUGUCUGAAAUUACAUGUAUUUGACCAGAUGUGGGCAAUGUGUGGAUAUGUACUGUGUGUACAUGAAAACAGGAGAAAUCUUGUAAACUUGUGGUGCGCUUUGCAACAGGUUUACUCGAUGCUUUGUGCGCUGUGGUGUCCAGAUGCUGUGGCCCCUCUGCUCCCGCACUGCAUCCCUGUGGAUCGCCAUGUGAACAUCUGAUGAGAUGAGAGCACGUUUCUUAUUUGUUGUAACCAUUUGGUAGCGAAACGCCAGCCGGCCCUGUGUGCCGUGACACGUCCGUGUGCGGGGGCCCGUCCCGUCCCGUCCCCUCCCACUGCGUCCUGUGUUUGCACUGUGGUUUGGAGCAAUCUGACCUGUUACGGCGUUUUUAAGAGGCUGCAUUCAGUAUUUGUGGCAAACCCAGGAAGAGCUCUCUGUGGGUGUAUGCGGUUUAAAACAAAGAGGGGAAAAAAAAAAAAAAUCUUACACAUAUCCAAUUAACUGUUGAUCAUGAGGCUGAGAAAGUGGUGAGUGUUUGCUGGUCUUUGGUAAACACAUUAUUAUGACUCCUUUUCAUUCAGAAACCCUGGAUUAAGUUGACAGUAUGAUGUAAUUUAUGUUCACUGCACUAAAAGAUUUCGUGCGUGUGUGUUCAUAACCAGGGUCAAAUACAGGUGAGUGGAGCAGGGAGAGCUGUGAUAUUUGGUGGUUCUUUACCGUGUUUUAACAUGUUCCGCUGGACUGUAAUGAAAAUUUAUGUAUAUCCACUUUCCAAAAAAAAAUUUAUAUUAACUAGGUGUUAAUAGCGCUGAUGCAUCUGAACACAUGGGUUGCGGGUUCAGGCACGGGUUUGAAUCCUGCUUUGUGUAUGAGAAGUUUGUGUAUUUUCCCUAGUUUUUCUGGGUUUCCUCCUACAGUGCAAAGACAUGUU